UACUACUUUGAGCGCCAUCUUGUUUGUAACUCCCGUACGCUGGUGGUAGUUUGACCGAGGGGGGUGUCCGAUUACCCUGCUCCUGCGCCCGCUCCAGUCUGGGAAAGUCUCUCGGCGAUACGCCUCCGAACCCGCUCCUGUCCACCACCGCGCAUGAACAUGAGUAUCGAGACGCUUCUAGAAGCUGCCAAGUUUUUGGAAUUGCAAGCGCUGCAACAACAAAAAGCACGUGACGAUGAGCUGAAGGAGACGAUGCGUGUGAAGCAGCAAAGUCACUCGGAUCAGAACAACAACUUGAAAAUCCACUUUGAUUAUGUUUCCAAAGCAGACGAGCCCAGCAGCGACCCGGCACCUGUCCCGCCCCCUCUGCCGCCCCAUUCCAUGCCCAUCACCGUCAUCCCCAUUCCAGUUGUCGCCCCAAAAUCCUCAGGCUCACCAACUCUGCCUGUUGCGAUGCUCUCCCCGCCAGCUGCUCCCCCUCUGCUCGCCGCACAGAGGGACCUUCAUUCUCCUCACGAGCAAACCGCCGCUGCUCUUCCACGUUCUCCGCAGACCACCCCAGACCACCUGACCUCUGCGGUGACGGCCAACCACAAACAGCCUGCGCAUCAGCCCAUCAUCCACCAGAAUAGCAGCAGCAGUCUGCAGACCCCGCAGCAUCUGUUCCAGCACUACCCAGGGUCCAUCGUCUCCUCUUCCCCGCAGCAGCAGCAGCCGCCGCCGCUCCUCCCGCUUCCUCAAGCGCCGCUGCAGAACGGUGUCAGCAGUCAGGGAAGUCCUCCUGACGCCGGGCGACAGCUCUACCUCAGGAAGCGACCAGGAGGGGCUGGCACAAGAGAAGGUCACAACAAGCUCGAACAAAAUAGGCGAGCGCACUUGAAGGAAUGUUUUGAGACCCUGAAGAAGAACAUCCCCAACAUUGACGAGAAGAAGACCUCCAAUUUGAGUGUGUUGAGAAGUGCUCUGAGAUACAUCCAGACACUGAAGCGUAAAGAAAAGGAGUACGAGCACGACAUGGAGCGACUGGCGCGAGAGAAGAUUGCGACCCAGCAGCGGCUAGCAGGGCUGAAGAAUGAGCUGAGCCAGUGGAUGGAUGUGAUCGAAAUCGACAGAGUGCUGAGGCAGACGGUGCAGCCCGAGGAGGACCAGGCGUCCACCUCCACCGCCUCAGAAGGUGAGGACAUCAUGGACGAUGACAUGGAGGAGGAGCUGUCCCCCAGAGAAGCCUUGCCCGCCCCUCCGCAAGCAGCGAAAGCCGAAGCACACAAGACUCCCACCACUACAGCAGCCACUACCUCGUUCGUCACGCAGCACAUCCCCAUCCAACAGCGAGCGGCUCAGCAGUACCAGCCGCACGCCCUGGUUCCACCUCAGCCGGCGCCCAAGCCAGCCGGCCCUCCCCCCUUCACUACCUCCAGUGCCACCGCCCCGCAGACGCCGGCUCAGACGCAGGUGGCCGGCGUGCCCACGUUACACCCGUCGGUCAUCGCCCACGCCUCCGUGUCCCACCCCUCCGUCAUCCAAGCAGUCAGCCAAGUCAUCCAGGCACCCAAACAUGUGGCCCACCUGGCCCCAGCCACCAGCACCAGCGCCGUGCAGUUGGCACCCACCCACCAGCCCAUCGGCCACAUCACCGUCCACUCUGUGGCCCAGCUGGGGCAGCACCUGCCGGCCCUCUACCCCCAGUCGGUGGCCGUCACCCAGCCCACCGUGCUGAGCCACAUCACACACACUCUCAACCACACGCAGGUGAACGGCACCGGCCCCAGCCCCGCCACUGCCACCAUCGUGGGCAAACCAAUGAUGACCCACCACCCUCAGCUGGUGGGACAGACUGUGCUCAACCCGGUAACCAUGGUGACCAUGCCGUCCUUCCCCAUCAGUACGCUGAAGCUGGCGUGAGUGCAGGAGGACAAGACCCAAGAUUCACCGCCUUGUCCUCACCAGUGACCCCCAAACACAACCCACGAGUCACAGGUCUGCUGAGGUGUGUGGAGUCGACCGAGUCGUCCCUCAAGUGUCUCUGGACCAUCUCCUCAAACGCUCCCGACACAGCCGUGCCCAGAAUUCCAUGUUAAGCUGGAACCCAGCUCUGCGAUGAGAAGCUGGGGCGGGUGUGUGGGGGAGGGGGGUCGCUCUACCCGCCAUAAGCAGCACAUUGACAAUGUGAAUUCAGAGAAGCUCCACCUCCUCUGCUGAGACACGAGCUGUGGGCAAACCCUGGAGAUCACGAUCCAGGAACGGAGCUGCACUCGGCAGCCACGCCACGUUCAUUCUGCAGCAGCGCCUCCUGCCGGCUCCUUCAUUUUGUUUUUGAUCAUGAGUUGCACUUAAACCAAUACAGGACAAUCACAUUUUAUGAACAAUUGAGUUUUGCUUAAUUUUAUAUUAACGUGAUGCAUUUCAUGCCUGUUGGAGAAGAAUGUAAAUGGUGUCUCGAGAGUCAAGGCCUCAAAACUUUUUCCAAAAGAAAAAAAAAAAAUCAGAAUCACUGUGAACAUGAAUUUCUGUCAAUGUGGGGCUGCUGGCCUCGAAAAUCAUCUGAAUGUACUUGUCUAAGAAUUUAUAGAGUAGCAUGCCGCAUCAAGUUCAGUGCUUUAAAAAAGACGUGUACAUAAACGAGAAAUGAUUUUAUUGGCUGCUUGUUCAUUGGGAAGAGGAUUAAAUUUCGAUCUUCUUUUGUUUUUCUUGGGACCAGGGUGGUACUCGGACGUGAACAGUGACGCCUCACUUAGCUUGUGUUUUAUUUUGUCCUCAGACAAUAUUAAAUACUCUAGGUGCUGUUUUAUCCGAGGUCCGUCUCGUUCAAAGUCAUGUUCCCAAAAUAUGCAAAUGACCUUGAACAAAUUCACUACGGACUCGAAAUGUGGUCGAACAAUAUGACUCGAAGCUCACAGGGACAUGGAUACUUGAAUUAAGCAACAAUAAACGUUUGUGUCUUUUCCCUAUGGAGAAAGUUGUAAAUAGUAGCCUGUAAAUGUUGCUGCAUUUAGAUCUCACUGUAUUAUGUAAAGAUGCUGGGAAAUGUGUGACAUCAUGAUUCAAAAUGUUUAAAAAUAUAUACUUAAUAAAUUGUAUUGUUUACACAUUUUUUGUGUGUG
This is a messenger RNA of Synchiropus splendidus (mandarinfish), 3101 nucleotides long. RefSeq names its product MAX network transcriptional repressor a (gene mnta). The coding region runs from base 154 to 1902 and encodes 582 amino acids. Gene Ontology annotation, biological process: regulation of transcription by RNA polymerase II. The record is from RefSeq and is a predicted model, not a curated record. The transcript is spliced from 6 exons. Gene Ontology annotation, molecular function: DNA-binding transcription factor activity, RNA polymerase II-specific; protein dimerization activity; RNA polymerase II cis-regulatory region sequence-specific DNA binding. NCBI's taxonomy places the organism in Eukaryota, Metazoa, Chordata, Actinopteri, Syngnathiformes, Callionymidae.